Molecule: messenger RNA, 567 nt
Organism: Dicrocoelium dendriticum
Lineage: Eukaryota; Metazoa; Platyhelminthes; Trematoda; Plagiorchiida; Dicrocoeliidae
Source: the annotation of a GenBank genome assembly
GCAAGUUCACGAUGGAUGGGGUCUAUCGAAAGUUAAAUUCGGAAGUCGAAAAAGUGCAGGGAAUCCAGAAAGAAAUACAGCGUUGUUUACAGGCUCAUCGUCAGUUAAAUGCUCAGCUCUCUGAAAACGAAAAUGUCAAUGAAGAUUUGAGUCAUCUCAGUGAAUCCAACAGUAUUUACCGAUUGAUCGGCCCCUGUCUUAUCAAGCAAAACUUACAAGAUGCAACGGAAACUAUCAAGAAACGGAUCGAAUUCAUUUCUUCCGAAAUCAAACGUCAGGAUUCACGAAUAUCCGAUUUGGAGAAACAGCAAGAUUGUGCACGAGAACAAAUUUUGAAGCUACAACAACGAAUUCAGCAGGAACAUACUAAAGCGGCUCUUAAGGCCUGAUUGGUGACAUCAUUGUGAUUGUAACCGUGCGCCGACUCGACCAGGACGUUGCUAUCUCCGUAUGGGGUAGUUUGAGUUUAGAUCUGUUUCUCCCUUUGAUUACUUAAUAAAUGGAGAAGUGUGUUACAGUUGUUGUUCUGUUGCGUAUUUUUCAUUUGCGCUUAUCGGAUAAUUUCGG